CAAAAACAAUUACACAAAUGCAAAUUGUGUUUAUAGGUUUUAUCGUUCACAUAAAGCCUGAUUAUAGUCUGUUUUAUUCAAACCCUACUUUUAUAUUGCUUAUAUUUUAAAUUAAGACAUACACGUCGAAAAUAAUGGGGACUCGCAUCAAAACAAUUUUGGUUACAGAAGUGAUUUGCUAGUUUACUUUUUCGAGUCAAUAACACGUUGACCUUGCUUUAUGAUUAAUAAGUUCGUCGGGCUAUUAUUUUGAAAGGAUGUAAACACAUUUCCAACCAGAACGCGUUUUAUCUUGCUGCUCUUUGUAAAAGUAAACUCUCUCUUGUCUCUCUUGCUAAAGGUCACCGCCCCGUUGUAGAGUUACUAUUCGUCGAGAUCCUCCCCAACGACUCUGAUUAGUUCUCGGCGCUGUCGAUCAACAAGUAGCGCUGUAUCUCGGACUGAGACUAGGCUGAAGUUUAUUCCAGUUCAACAGUUUUCAAGGAAACAGGCUUCGCACGCGAAGGGGACUGUUUGAUUCACGUCCGUCACGGGUUCUGGCCUCAGCGGAAGUUUUCCCACGUCAACAUAAAUAUCAGAAUGAGCACACAUAUUGCACAGUCCCUGUUUUUCCUUAAUCUUCCAGAUGUGGAAAAGCUGGUCUGUGUUACUGUAAGUCUUGGGGAAACAGAGGAAGAACCAAGGAGCAAACAGAUAAAGACCUGUAGAGAGCUGGUGCUAUUGUAUUCUGACAUCUUAGCCUCUCCUCUUCUGGGGUCCUUCACUGACAUCACUGUAGUUAUGGCAAUCUCUUUUUUCCAAAAAGGAUUCCUGCAGGCAUUUGCACAAAGGCGCCAUCUACAGUUGGGUUCUCCUCAGCAUGUGUUUCCAGGGGUCCUCCAGUGUUGUGUGUCCUAUUCUCUCAUCACCAGACUGAGUCCUAGAUGGAACAAAGCAGGACAGUACCUCAUCUGUGGUAAAGAUUUUCUGAUAGAGAAGGGAAAACUAAAUGCUGUUGGUCUGGAGCUCAGUAUCAGUGAGGGACAGCUGUGUAUCAGUAUUAAAGUCAACACUGUCAGAAUCCCCCCAACUAAACUUGAGGACUUUGCCCUCCCUCCUCUGGUACUGAGGAAGUUUUACAGUGAUCCUGAAUGCAUUCUGGACCCCUCCUCCAUAGGAGGAGCCCUGUGGUGUCACGUCCUGCCCAGUAUGAAGAAAGGACAGAUCAUUACCAUCAGCCGUCAACUGCCCAAGAACGGACUCUUUAAGAGCUACAGAGACCUGCAGAACCACUGGAACCAACUGUAUGGUUAUAGACUUCCUGAACUCCCAGAGUCUGAGAUGGUGUACUGCAGUGUUUACUUCCGGCUGGUGGGAGAGAGGCUGUUCACGUAUCCUCUUAGCUGUAUCCGUCUGGAGUCAUUGCAGCACUGCCCUCGUGUCGACCUGCAGGGGGCACUAGACUCCUUUGUCUUUGAUUUCAGGGAGCGAGUGAAGAGUCUGUGUGGUUUCCCUGUGCAUCUGAGCAAGAAACCCCGUUACUGCACUACUAGUUUGAACACCGCUACAUCAGUGCAGUUGCUCAACAGUCAACAGAUCAACCUCACCUCCACCUCUGCCACCAGGCCCUGUCUACUUCUCCCCCAUUUGCCUCGUGCUUUCUCUCAACACCCUCCCUCUUUUCUUCCUCAACCUGUAAGGGAACAACCGUCAGCCUGGGUCUCCUCACAGCAGGACAGAGCCCAGAGCCUUAUGGAAUCACCUACUCCUGAUUCAGCAUCUUCUUGCAUUUCCUCUUCCUCCUUAAACUCCACCUUAUCCCUUCCACUUUCCCAGCCAGGUGUUUCUCUAACAUCCUCAUCCAUCAACUCCUCUUCCUCCUCUCUUCCCCUUUUCCGGCCAGUUUCAUUCCUCACCCCCUCACCCAGCUGUAAGUCAUCGUCCUCCUCUUCUCCUGCUUCUUUUCUCUCCAUGUCAUCUCUCCCAGUCUCCCGGCCUGUUUCAUCCCCCACCUUUCCCUGUACCUCAGUCCUCCCCCGUGUUCCUCCUUUCAAUACAACUUCUAAACCUGUUUCCAUCUCUAAGACCAAACAGCCAUCACAACACAUCAACCCUGCCCUGCUGCAUGCCCAAAAGAAGAAUGAGCAGCAGCAAAAAGGAGGAGGAGGAGGACAGGAAAGGACCAGAAUAACAUUUCCAACCAUCAGAAUAAACACAUCUCCCUUUUGUCCUUCAUCAUCUUUAACUGCUGCUCCUGCUCUCUCCUCUUGUUCGUCCGUCUUGCCCCGUCCACCGCUGCCUCCACCAUUUGUUCCCCGAUUCAAACGUUGUCUGAAAGUUUCCGGCAGAAGCAGCAGCAGCAGUGCAGUUCUUCCUCCUCCACCUGCAGGUUUUCAUCCAACACCUCCUGUGCCCAGAAUCAAGCACAGCAUCAACCUAAAUCCCACCUGCAUGACCAAAUCCAACCUUCUAACCUCUCCAGUUGUGGAGAUAAAGCGAAAAACAACAGAGUCCUGCUCUUCUACCACUGUGGGGAAAAAGAAAAAGGGUGUCUCUGACUCCAGCUGCAAACAAACUACAACAGUAACAACACAGCCACCAGCUGAACCGACAGAACUUCUGCCUCUUACUGUGACAGAGUCUGAUGUCUCUAUCAAAGGCAGACCUGCUACCAGCAGUGGGGUGAAGAAUUCUAGAGGAAAGAUGCAAAACGUAGAUGUGGAGGAAAUGGCCAGAAACAAUCAGCUGUCAAAAGUGAACUCUUCAACUCUGUUGGUGUGGCUGAAACAACGAGGAGUGCUUGUCGGCACCAGACCCAAGAAGGAGGAGCUAACACUUAAGGUCAUGGGCUGUUUAGCCGAAUCUUAAUAUUGAACACACACACACACACACAAAACACUAACUAGAGUUAACACUGUUUUCAACUCUUAUGUUAAUGUUCUUCAUUUAUUCAUAUCAACCUUAAAUGGAGGAGUUCUAUAUGUUACUUAAUUUACGCUACAAUACAAACUACAAUUUUGUGAGAAUGUACUGAUGGGGUUUUUCAAGGCAGAACUUUCAGUAGUUUUACAAAUACAUACACAAAAUACGUGAAGUCCAAUGUUCCCCACGGUGCACUUUGAUAGCUGCCUCCUCAUUGAGAAACUCUAUCCUGAACAAUGAGAGGCUGUAAAAAAAAAAAAUCCAUUAACAAUCUAUGGAUGUGUGUGUCUGUCCACUCAGGUCCCCUGUGGCUGAAGUCACUGCUUGUUUUCUUUUCAUUACCUCGAUCACUCUGUACUUUUGACCCUGACUCACACACACACAGUUAAGUGGUGUUUGACUGGGCCUUGACUUAUAGCAAAUCAAUUUGAAUUUACUUCCUGGAGCUAAAAUUAUCCUGCCAGUAUCCUUUUUAAAUUUAACCUCUACUUAGAGGGUCCAGUAACCUGAGUGCUGUCUUUAUCCCACUGAUCAGUAGAUCUUUCAGAGGGUUUAUCAUAUUUUAGUUCUUUUGCAUCUAAUGAGGCAAAAGUCUUGAGUACAUUUGUCUUGUUUAUUUUUUGUUAAAAUAAACUUUUUCCAGCUAAAUAUUUUCUCCGCUGAUAUAGAAACAGACAUUUAUGCUGUUUGAAUAUUUCACUUGGACAGAGUUAAAAUUGUAAGCGAGCUGCUGACUUCAGGUCAGGUUCAUUGUACUGUAGCUGUAAAAUGUGUGUAAAACUUGUUUCUUUGGUCAUACACCGUUUUCUUCCAUUAUUCAGCUCAAGUGUGUUUUAAAAUCUUUAAUUCCAAUUUACUUUAGCAUCAAGACAUGACCACAUACAGUAAGGCAGCAGGACAUUAGCCGCUUAAUGGAUUUUCUCAAUUGCAUGUUAUCUUUGGAGAGUAAACAGUUAACAAAGGUCAAUUUGCUGGUUGAAUUCUUAUUUACAGCCUUAAAAAAACAUUAUUGAUGGCAGGAAAACCUGAUGCAGCGUAUUUGGCCCGGCUCUGCGGCUGCCGCAGUUUCUGCUGUGUCUCAUUUGGAAAAUAAAGAUGCACGAGCUGAAAGAAAAUCAAUGUGAGAACUCACAUGAAUAAUAAAAACCUAGGAGCUCAUUAAAGAGCUUUCCCAGUUUUAUUCUGCUGUAAAUUUUAUGUGGAACAAAAAUGAACCUCAGGACUAACUAGAAAAAUAGCCCAGUUGUUUGCUUUUAAACUACUAAAAAUAGAAACGUGAAUCCUUAUAGCCAACCAGUUUGAGUGUUUUAUGGGAUUUUCAGUUUGUUAAGAGUACACACUGUACGACACUUGCAGUAUGUACCGAGGUGCCGUUUCUGUUUGACUACAAAUAAUAGUUGUUGUAUGUCUGAAACAGGGUUUUCUUCAAAUGGAAUCUCAUGUCUCACUGAGACCAUUUGAAAUAAAUAAAGAUUAAAAUAGUGAAGAAAGGCAGAAAUGUUAAAGCCCUGCAUGUUUAGAAUUCAAAAAUUAGCGAUUCAGUCAUUCGCGCUUUUCUACUUUCUCACCUUCUCCGUGGAAACAGAACAGAUGUUUAACUUGAUUCUAAUGUUAAAAGUGACACCUGGUGUUUGAUGAAAACUACCAGAGAGACCCAGAUAUCUGCGGGUUCGAUUUCAGUCGGAGGUGGAGUCAGAGGACACACACGGCAAGCCUGAAAGGGACAUUUUUAAAGCAAUUCCUGCUUUUGUCUACUACUGUCAAUAAAUCUCCUGUGCUCUUCUUUGGCUUUUUGUGAGUCUGCAUAAACAGAAGGGAAAAGGACAGAAAAGAACAAAGCAGGAGGUCGAAUCCAUUUCAGACCCAGGGGGAAAGGCUGGAAAAGAAAAAAGCUGUGCCAAGAACUCUAAGAGUGAAGCCGUCACCAGGAGGAACCAAGAAAACAACUCAGAAUGAAAUGCCAGGAGGACAAAAGCCGUGAACUGGCAUCGACAGAAGGAAAUGCUGAAACCAUCCAGACAAGAUGUAUAACCUGUAGAAGAUGGAAAAGGAAAACCUGGAAACAAAUUGGGCGACAAAGACCGGAGAGAGAAAGGACGUAACACUAUAUGCCAACUGUAAAGUAACGACAAACAACCCUUUUAGGUAAAGCAACAAUAGCAGAAGAUACUUUAAUGUUUAAUAAACUGCAUUUGUUGGUGGAUUUAGUUGGUUUAGUGCAGUUGAAAAAAAAACAGCCAUGCAUUUCUGUUUUUUCACUUCUUACUCUAUGAUGAGCAACGCUAACAUUGUUUGUUCUCACCUUGAUGUUCUUUAUUUACUUUUUUUUCUCCAGUUAGUUAUUAAUUCAGAGACGUUCAGUCUAAACACACCUUUUGUCAACCUUCAAGACGUCUCACUACUUUACUACAGAUAAAGACAAACACUGACGUUAAAUGUUAAAUAAAUGAGUAAAAGGCAUUAUUUAUAUGUGUACACUUUUCAGUCCAGAUUUUUUACACAAUCUCUGAAUGUUUUUAUUUCUCUUAAAAGGAGAGAAUUCUCUGCGUCUCACUGAGACUAAGUGGUCUACUGAAAGGAAUGACGUCCAGAUCCAUGUCAUUAUGUCAAAGUCUUCCAAAGGUUCUGAGAUCACGAUGCUUCCUUCAUUGAUGCCUACUUCUUCAUCAGAAGUUCAGUGCGCUGUGGACAUGACCUUUCUCAUCCCAUUCUCCACCUCCUUCCGCUGACGCCCCGCUCUCGUGCAGAAGGCGAGUCAGGAUGUUGAGGAGACGCUGGUUGCUGUUGCGUCUGCGAGUGCUGCACCUGCGUUUGCUCAGGUUACAUCGAGAUGAACAGUCAAAGAAGUUGCAAUCGUCGUCGCUGCUGCAAUUUUGGUCCAGGAUGUCCCUCAUCUUUGGCUCAAAGAACGCCAUGUCCACGUCUAUGGCUACGACCUGCAGGAGACGACAAAGAGGCAGCGUUUGUACUCGACCAUGCCGAGGUCACACAGAUCCUCACACAUGUCACCGGUCACGGAGCCUUCCUUGAACUCCCGACACUGCCGCACAGAGAGAAGGAGGAGGAGGCAAAGAGUCACUUUCUGAGGGCUCAGGUGUGCUGUGCAUUCUACUUCUCAAGAUUUAGUUUUUUUUUUGAGGAUUCAAAAUGUUGUGGUGAACCAACACAACAUACACAACGAAGGAUGAAAACACAGCUGUCAGGUGUAUCUUUCAAUUUUCAAGGACCCCAAGGUUACAACCAAGAUGGCUGCACUUCGUAUCACAUGAUUUCAAACCUCGGAGAAACUAUAUUCAGCCUCUAGAUCCUGGUUUGGAUGACGACUUCACACAGAAGGUUUCUUUAUUCCCUCAAGUCCAUCUCUGUGUCUUUAUCUAACUAUGGUGAUCCGGAUGCUCUCAUCCUCCAAGUUCACAGGAAUGUCAUCAAACGUCAUUAAG
This is a messenger RNA of Cynoglossus semilaevis (tongue sole), 6341 nucleotides long. RefSeq names its product chromosome 3 C18orf63 homolog (gene c3h18orf63). Bases 580 to 2847 code for a protein of 755 amino acids. NCBI's taxonomy places the organism in Eukaryota, Metazoa, Chordata, Actinopteri, Pleuronectiformes, Cynoglossidae. The record is from RefSeq and is a predicted model, not a curated record. The transcript has 22 exons.